CAGUCGGCAUUUUUCUGACGUAGCAGUGGCGUAUGUUGUCAUAUGAGGGGGUAAAAAGAUGGCGUCUUUGUCAGAAAUGUACGACGUGGGGUGGGAAGAGAUGAGAGACAAGCUGCGUAAAUGGAGAGAAGACAACUGCAGAAAUAGUGAACAGAUAGUGGAUGUUGGUGAAGAGCUCAUCAGUGAACAUGCAUCAAAACUGGGGGAUGACGUCUGGAUUAUUUAUGAGCAAGUGAUGAUCGCCGCAUUGGACUGCAGUCGGGACGACUUGGCUCUGACCUGUCUACAGGAACUGAGGAAGCAGUUUCCAGAUAGCCACAGAGUGAAGCGAUUAACGGGCAUGAGGCUGGAAGCUUUGGAAAGGUACGACGAGGCCAACAAACAUUACGACGCCAUUCUGCAGGAGGACCCCACCAACACGGCAGCAAGGAAGCGCAAGAUUUCUAUACUGAGGGCCCAGGGGAAGAGCACUGAAGCCAUAAGGGAACUCAAUGAGUAUCUGGAGCAGUUUGUUGGAGACCAAGAAGCAUGGCAUGAGUUAUCAGAGCUCUACAUCAAUGAACAUGACUAUGGAAAAGCUGCGUUUUGUCUGGAAGAGCUGAUGAUGACCAAUCCUCACAAUCACUUGUACUGUGAACAGUAUGCGGAGGUGAAGUACACACAAGGGGGCAUGGAAAACCUGGAGCUGGCCAGAAAAUAUUUUGCCCAGGCACUGAGGUUAAACAACCGGAACAUGAGGGCCUUGUUUGGCCUGUACAUGUCUGCAAGUCACAUCGCUGCCAGUCCCAAAGUCAGUGCCAAGGUGAAGAAGGACAAUAUCAAAUAUGCAGCUUGGGCUGCUGCUCAGAUAAAUCGAGCCUACAAGCUGGCUGGUCGAGGCAAUAAGGAGAACAAAUGCUCCAUAAAGGCAGUGGAGGAGAUGCUGGAGUCCAUGCAGAUCACCAUGUCAUAGGUCUCCUGAUUUCACGUUUCCUUUUUCUUCUGUUAAGUCGGAGCAACAUGGCAGCUCAAACAUCCCUGCAAUUUGACCAUUCAUUCAUCUACAAGUGGUUUUUUUUUCGACCACCUUUAGAUUUAUUUUUUCUGUGAUUACUUGAUUUUUAACA
Messenger RNA from Poecilia latipinna (sailfin molly), 1106 nucleotides. RefSeq names its product ER membrane protein complex subunit 2 (gene emc2). The record is from RefSeq and is a predicted model, not a curated record. NCBI's taxonomy places the organism in Eukaryota, Metazoa, Chordata, Actinopteri, Cyprinodontiformes, Poeciliidae. Gene Ontology annotation, molecular function: protein binding. The transcript has 11 exons. Bases 59 to 952 code for a protein of 297 amino acids.